GUCAAAUACAUUUUCCAUUGAUUUUCCAUUCAGGAAAAUGCUACCCUUUGUAACGUUAAUAAUAUUUGAACAAUUUCUUCAAAUUCAUAAAUAAAUUUGGGCGUUUCUUUAUUCUGUGGCCUCUCGGUAGCGAUAAAUUGUUAAAAGUGCUACGAAAAGCAUUAGUUGCAGUCAGGAAAAGCAGAUUUUCCACCUGACCUAGUGAUUUCCACGAAAUACAGCAACAACACCAGUCAUAACAAAUGUGGGAAAAAUCGAUUCCCCUUUUGGGGAUCUUUGCCAGUUUCAUUCUGCAUUCCACAUCCGCUACAUAUCUAACGGACGAUGUCUACGUGUCGGAGCUGUUCUCGCUUCGGGUGGAGCCACGCAUGUUCAACUGGACCUUCCAAGGUCUGACCGAGCAAUUCCAGUAUCGGCCCUCGCUCGAAGGCUAUCCGGAUCUUCCUUCCUGGGUACGGUACAUGUACAGCGGAGAGUACCACUCGGGUUUCCUCUACGGGACUCCCCCGGAACGGACCGCGGACACUAAGGUUCCCAUCGAGAUCAUCGCACUGAAUAAGCAAACGUACGAAACGAAGCGAAUCGUGCUGAUACUGUCAGUGCACCGGAAGCCCCCGCCGCGGAACGUGAUUCAGAUGAAGAUCGACAACUUGAACUGGGUGCACAUGAUGGAUCCGGGUAGGAUUGAGAAUUUGAAGAACAUUUUCCGGAACGAUCUGUGGCAGGAGAGCAGACAGGAUUUGCACAUUAUUUUCAUGGAUUCGGCGGUCAAGUUGGGAGCAAGAUUGCCUCUGCGGCCCCAACAACGGGAGGGGGUGGUGGUGCAUUUGGGUAGCAGGGCAGAUUUUUCCAGCAGGUUGUUGGAGCUGCAGGAGGAAGUUAAGCCACUGUACAAAAUUGCUUCGUGCAACUACAAGAGGACAUCUGUGCAGACUACAUUCGAGAACUCAGGAUUCAAACUGGAUUGGUGCGCUUUUAAAUUGCACGCAGCGGAUGACGACAUAACCGCGAUGCCACAUCAUCCUCACGAAAGCCACAAGCCGGCCAAGGGGUCCGAGCUAAGCACGUUGCGCCGGUCCGACAAGUGGGAUGCCCCGAUGAAAUCCGAAGUACCAGAGCGGAACUACAGUGACGAGUUUGCCGUUUCGUUUGCUAUUCCUGGGAUGAUUUUCGCUGUUCUGUUAUCUGUACUGACGGUGAUCCUUUGCUUCCAACACGAGAAGUUGCGUGAUGACGAUUCAGAAUAUUAUUUCAAUUUUCUCUUUAAUAUUUGUACAGAAUUCUUCAGAUUGAAAAAAUCUUACAGACAUGAAUACCGACCAGCUCAACCCGUUCAAAUGGUUCAGUACUCUCAGCCUGUCCAAUCGACUGGAACGCUCAAGAGUUUGAAAGACGCCCCCGCACAAGACGAAAACCCCAGUCUUCGAUCGGCGAGCCCGUCUGACAGUUACUACCGAGAUGGCAGCCCUCGGAUCGGAAAUUCCUAUCUUCGUCCGAAACCGCCACCGUACAAACCGACGGGUGGGUCGAACAGUUCCACUAUGCAGCGAAAGGCCCCAAUCGGGGUGGACAUAUGACCGGUGGAGCCACGUGUUUUGUUCUGUUAAAAUGAUAAUAGGGAGUCGAGUACACAUACAUUCGUAUGGAUCAGUAGACCACGAUUUGACGAUUUAGCAAAUUAAAAAAAAAAAUUCUACCAUAUUCUUUGAAUAGCGGAAAGUAGACACAAUCAAUUAAAUUGAAUGGAAAAGCGUGAAUACAAAAUAAUACCCCUAAUUAAAGCGCAGAUUUCAACAUAUCUCUGUAAUUGGUAACACAAAUAAAAUAUCGAAUAAACAUAUUUCAAUAAAGUUAUACAGUCUAAGCAAAAUAAAUUGCCGAGAAUCUAACAGCUGAUAUCUCGGUGAAAGUUCGAAUUAUCGAUUGGUCGUUAGUGCAUUGUCGAUCAAUUCGGUAAAGGGAUUUGCCGAAUUCAGUGAAUAAUUCUUUUAUUAUUUUCAGAAGAAUCAAAACAAAAAUAAAAAGCGUUAAUCAAUACGAAAGUAGAUUUUAUUUUUGGUCAUUUUUGUGUGAAAAACGAUAUGAAAAUGCUAAA
This is a messenger RNA of Armigeres subalbatus, 2095 nucleotides long. It is a transcript of the gene Scgalpha, whose product is annotated as epsilon-sarcoglycan. NCBI's taxonomy places the organism in Eukaryota, Metazoa, Arthropoda, Insecta, Diptera, Culicidae. Gene Ontology annotation, cellular component: membrane; sarcoglycan complex. The record is from RefSeq and is a predicted model, not a curated record. The transcript is spliced from 5 exons. The coding region runs from base 243 to 1577 and encodes 444 amino acids.